Messenger RNA from Chenopodium quinoa (quinoa), 1023 nucleotides. Its product is annotated as transcription factor DUO1-like. NCBI's taxonomy places the organism in Eukaryota, Viridiplantae, Streptophyta, Magnoliopsida, Caryophyllales, Amaranthaceae. The transcript has 3 exons. The record is from RefSeq and is a predicted model, not a curated record. The coding region runs from base 1 to 993 and encodes 330 amino acids.
AUGAAAAAGAAAGGUUUUAAGGAUCAGUCAAAUAUUAGGAAGGGUCCAUGGUCUGCUGAAGAAGAUGAAGUUCUUAUCGACUUCAUCAACAAAAAUGGACCUAGAGACUGGAGCUCCAUUCAAUCCAAGGGCCUUCUUCCACGAACUGGCAAAUCUUGUCGUCUUCGUUGGGUCAACAAACUCCGACCCAAUCUUAAAGUAGGUUGCAAGUUUUCAGCCGAGGAGGAGAGAAUUGUGGUGGAAUUACAAGCAAGACUUGGGAAUAAAUGGGCAACAAUUGCUUCACAUUUGACAGGAAGAACUGAUAAUGAUGUCAAGAAUUUCUGGAGUUCGAGGAAGAAAAGAUUAGCAAGAACCUUGAAUUCCUCUUUACAACCCAACAAGAAGUGCCUUUACCAAGAUCAGAGCAAACAGAAAUCAACCGUGCCAACUCCUCAACUUCCAUCAUCGAACUUGGAGGUUUCUGAGAGCUGCACUUCCAUGAUUCUAGUGGGUUCACAUCCAUCUUCAAAUUACGACCUUCUUGGUUCCUCAUCCCGGCCUUUAGAUAUCGAACCAAUAACCUCAUUACCAGCACCAGAUACAGUAAGCAGUGGUCCACUGAUAAUAAGCACCAACCCUUCAGCAGAGUCCACUCUGUCAGAGACAUCUUGGUUUCCCCAGCAGCCUAAUCCUGCACCAGUCGGCGAGUCAUCAUGGAGUACAUUGUCAUACCCUCUUCCUUUUCUACAUGAUCAUCUCAUGAAGGAUUUUGAACUAGUGUUUACUGAACCAACAAGCUUCUGUCAGUCAUUGCCUUGUGAUUUUGGGAUGCCGUUUUUCGGAGGAUCAAUAGAGGGAAGCUGCAGCAAGAGUAUUGUGCCUGCUGCGCAAAGAGAUGCAGUGCAAAGUCUACCCAACCACCCAGAUGGUUUCUUUGAUGAUUUUCCAAUUGAUGUUUUUGACAGUCUUGAUCCUUUACCAAGUUCUUUGGAUUACUUUCAUUCAUUAUAAUUGAUUGAAUUUUACUCUUUAUACACCUAU